Messenger RNA from Amaranthus tricolor (Joseph's coat), 1846 nucleotides. Its product is annotated as serine carboxypeptidase II-2. Gene Ontology annotation, biological process: proteolysis. The record is from RefSeq and is a predicted model, not a curated record. The transcript is spliced from 10 exons. Gene Ontology annotation, cellular component: vacuole. The coding region runs from base 40 to 1491 and encodes 483 amino acids. NCBI's taxonomy places the organism in Eukaryota, Viridiplantae, Streptophyta, Magnoliopsida, Caryophyllales, Amaranthaceae. Gene Ontology annotation, molecular function: serine-type carboxypeptidase activity.
AUAUCCUUGCCUUAUUUAUUUAUAUCCCAAGCAUCUAGGAUGGCGUUAAGUGUUCCAAAAAAUAUGGGUAAUCUUAAGUGGGUGUUCUUUCUUCUAUUUCAGAUUCUCAUAUUUUCUGUAAAUUGUCAAUUGGGUAGUUGUAGUAAUCCAAAUUCAGCUUCAGAUACACUUGCCCAACAAAAAUUAGAUAGAAUUAAUUAUCUUCCAGGCCAGAAUUUUGAUGUUGGGUUUGAACAAUAUUCUGGGUAUGUAACUGUCAAUGAAGAAUCUGGAAGAGCACUCUUUUACUGGUUUAUUGAGGCAGUUGAAGAUCCUUCUUCUAAGCCUCUUCUUCUAUGGCUCAAUGGAGGGCCUGGAUGUUCAUCCAUUGCAUUUGGGGAAGCAGAAGAACUUGGACCAUUCCAUAUUCAAAAGGAUGGGAAAACUCUUUAUUUGAAUCCCUUCUCCUGGAAUAAUGUUGCCAAUAUCUUGUUUUUGGAUGCUCCAGUUGGAGUUGGGUUUUCAUAUUCAAAUACUAGUUCUGAUUUGCUAACUAAUGGAGAUAAAAGGACAGCUCAGGACUCCUUGAAGUUUUUGCUAGGGUGGUUUGAGCGGUUCCCACAUUAUAAGGGGAGGGAAUUUUACAUUUCCGGAGAGAGCUAUGGAGGGCAUUAUGUGCCCCAACUCAGCCAAGCAAUCGUAAGGUAUAACAACGCAACUAAUGACAAAACAAUCAAUCUGAAGGGUUAUAUGGUUGGAAAUGCCCUUACUGAUGAUUAUUAUGACCACCUCGGGGUCUUCCAAUUUAUGUGGUCGUCUGGUUUGAUUUCUGAUGAAACUUACAAGCUGCUUAAUGAAUUAUGCGACUUGGAAUCAUUUGUACAUGCAUCAGAAUCGUGUGAAAAAAUACUAGGCAUUGCUAAUGAUGAGCUCGGAGACAUUGAUCCUUAUAGCAUUUAUACCCCCUCGUGUACUGCAAACUCUUCUUUACCGCAUAAGCUAUUGAAAAGAUUGAUGAUUGGUCACCUCAAUGAAGCAUAUGAUCCAUGUACGGAAAGGCAUUCGAUUGUAUACUUCAAUCAAGGUGAAGUUCAGCAAGCACUACAUGUUAAUCCACAGUUUGCUCCUGCUACAUGGGAAACUUGCAGUCUAACAGUAAAUAGCAACUGGCAGGAUUCAGCUAGUUCAGUUCACGACAUAUAUCACGAGCUUAUAGAUGCUGGAAUUCGAGUUUGGAUGUUCAGCGGUGACACUGAUGCAGUAAUCCCUGUUACAUCAACAAGAUACAAUUUAAACGCUCUCAAACUUCCAACUGUUAAGCCUUGGCGUCCUUGGUACGAGGAUGGACAGGUUGGGGGAUGGACACAAGAAUACAAAGGCCUCACCUUUGUUGUGGUUAGAGGAGCGGGUCAUGAAGUUCCACUACAUCGAUCUAAGCUGUCUCUUACGCUUGCCAAGUCCUUCCUAGCCGGAGAGUCUAUGCCAACACUCGAGCAAGUCAGUGAUUCGUAACACAAUCGCAUUCGUUUAAGCAUUUGUUGAAGGGUCCAUCUGUUCAAGAGAGGAGAAUAGUACCUAUUCCUUUAUUGGAAUGCCCCUCUUAUGUUUUAUGCUCUUCAGAACUACAAGGAAUAAUACAAUAAGUAACUCUUGCAGCUGCAAAUCUUUUGGUGUUACUUUAUAUUGGUUGAAGCUUUAAUUCUAGAUGAUAUUAGGUAUAGUGCCAAAUUAUUUCACGUUGCAAAUUAAGAAUAUGUGGCUUUGAGUUUGUAACAUAACUCAAAAAACUCGCAAAUUUAAAUUUUGUGGCGUAAACUCAAAGACACGAAAGGAGUAAUUGUCAAGUUGCUAACAUGAAAACCCAUCA